GGAAUGCAUUGCAUUAUUUUUGGUUUGAAUAAAGAGACCAUUUAAAAGCACCUUGGUGUACCACCAUCCCGACGGAUUUUAUUCCUGUCCACGUUUCACCGCCCCCGUGACUGUCGUAACAUAACAUAUACAGGAGAUAUAUCUUACACUGUUCUGAAUAUCCGAUCGUCAUACCCAGAUGUGAUAUAUUUGAAUUUUGACGCAUCACCUCGCACCAUCAUGAAGCUGUUUUUCUUUAUAUAUUACGCUCUCGCCUUUCUGGCAACCCCCUUCGCGGCAGCAAAGAAGAAAGUGAACGUUCAAUGGGCAAUCUGCGAUUCAAGCCCCCAAGAGGUGCUCCGCAAACUGGGAAUGGGAACCCCCGAUCCAUACAAGCAAAAUCCGAUCACAUACUAUGACACCGAACCUCCGACAUACAUCUCUAACGGGAUCAUGUUCCGGAAAAAGACCUCGAAAGGCCAGAAGAUUUCCACCGUGAAAGUACGGUUUCAUGAGAAACCCUCCGAGGUACCAGACUGGGCGGAGUGCGUUUGGGAUCGCUACGGAGAAAAUGCCACCUUUACCUGCGAGAAACGAUGUCCGUUGCCCGAAGACGGAUCAAGCAUCUGGUGCAACGAACAGAUCAAGCUCGCCGAGCGAUAUCAGUGCAUCAACUGGACGGAGCUUACUGCUUUUGGUCCGUAUGACAAUGCGAAGUGGAAGAUUCGGAUUGAAGGACAUAAAGCGAAGUUCGAUGAUGUCGCUGCAGGACCACUGCACCUGAUGGAAGUCGAGGCGAAGGUACCGCCGAAAAAGGAGCAGAAGGCUUACGAGGCAAUUACACGUCACUUAACGAGCCGCGGAGUUGUGUUAUGCGACCGGCAGGAAGGGAAAACACAACGGCUCUUCCGUGCUUUGGGUUAUAGAGUCGAUGUAGAUGAGAGAGAUGAGCUGUAAGGCUCGAUAACGGACUUUUAUCUUUAACAAGCCCGCUUCCUCUCCUUAUAUAUGCUGUUCGAGAUCGUCAGUUUGAAGCCUUCCUUCUUUGCGAGAGAGUAGUUUCUUGUGACUUGAUCCGUUCCUGCACCUCAAGUGAUACAGAUUGGUCGGCUGAUUGAGGACUCAGGCAGAUCUAUUUUCGCUAUCUCUUAUCUCCCAAGAUUGCUAGGUUUACUUCCAUGUUCAAGUGCAUUUAAGCGACUUUGUGAUAUGAAUAGCAAGAGUUACUACCCC
Aspergillus alliaceus is the source of this 1212-nucleotide messenger RNA. RefSeq lists its product as uncharacterized. The record is from RefSeq and is a predicted model, not a curated record. Bases 220 to 936 code for a protein of 238 amino acids. The transcript has a single exon. Lineage: Eukaryota; Fungi; Ascomycota; Eurotiomycetes; Eurotiales; Aspergillaceae.